CUUCCUCACGAACCGAUAAUUUACACAAGUACGUUCAAGCCCAGUCAAAACAAUGCAGCUUAAAUGGCGUCUGCAUUUUUACAAUAACUAAUAGCUCCAGUUGAGCUCUCCAUUCUCAGCUGAUGUGGUAUUUUGGUGCGGCUUUAUUCGCCUGUUCGCCACAUUUUCUCGGCUGUCAGCGUUCGUGCCCGUCCUGCGGAUAUUUUUGUUCGCCGGAGAUGGAGGCGGCUAGCGGGCGUCCGAUGUUAUGUAGCUUGCUAGAGGGGAGCGGCUGAAAGCGGAGUUUAACAGACAGCUGUGCACAUCGGGGAGUGAAAAGAAGGAGCUGCAAUUAAAAGGAAAGCGUUGCAUUACCCCCAGUUGCCAUGGUGGAGUAGGAGGUUCGGAGGUCCCGUCAUGGCUCCGUGCUCUGUGGUGGCGGCCUGCCGCAGCCUGGCCCUCUCGACGUGGCUGCUGUCCUUCUGCUUCGUACACCUGCUAUGCCUCGACUUCACCGUGGCCGAACGUGAGGAGUGGUAUACGGCCUUUGUCAACAUAACCUACGUGGAGCCCGCCACCAAGAUUGUUCGUACUGACAAAACCGAGUGCGGCCGCUACGGGGAGCAUUCGCCCAAGCGGGACGCCAAGGGGGUGGUGGUCCUGCCCGCCGACCCGCACGACCGCCAGGCCUGCUACUCCAGCACCACGUUCCCGGCACCGGCCCACGCCGGGGCCUGGGUAGCUUUGAUAGCCAAGGGGGGCAACUGCACCUACAAGGAGAAGAUCCGGCACGCCGCCGAGCACAACGCUUCGGCUGUGGUGAUUUUUAAUGUGGGCUCCGCUAUUGCCAACGACACCAUCACCAUGCCUCAUCCAGGCACUGGUGAAGUGGUGGCCAUCAUGAUCCCGGAGCUCAAAGGUCGUGAGGUGGUGGCACUGCUGGAGCGCAACGUGACGGUCACCAUGACGAUCACCAUUGGGACGAAGAACUUGCAGAAGUAUGUGAGCAGGACAUCGGUAGUGUUCGUGUCCAUCUCCUUCAUCGUGCUGAUGAUCAUCUCACUGGCCUGGCUAGUCUUCUAUUACAUCCAGAGGUUCCGAUACGCAAAUGCACGGGACCGCAAUCAGCGCCGCCUCGGUGAUGCCGCGAAGAAGGCCAUCAGCAAACUGCAGGUGCGCACCAUCAGAAAGGGAGACCAGGAGACGGAGGCCGACUUUGACAACUGCGCCGUGUGUAUUGAAGGCUACAAAGCCAAUGACGUGGUCCGAAUCCUGCCUUGCAGACAUUUGUUCCACAAGAACUGCGUGGACCCAUGGCUGUUGGACCAUCGCACAUGUCCCAUGUGCAAGAUGAACAUCCUGAAGGCGCUUGGCAUCGCUCUGAACGCAGACUGUCUGGAUGACCUGACGUUGGACUACGACUUGGCCCUGGGUGGCGUGGCUGGGGUUGGCAUGGGUGGUGUUGGCGCCUUGGCUCUGGAGGCCGUGGUUUCUGGGGCAUCUAGUGACGGCACCCUAAGCGAAGGCGGCUCCUCUGUAGUUUUGGACCCUGGCGUGCGACGGAUGGGACUGCCCCAGGACUACCAGGACCCUGACACCCUAAGGGACAGUCCUGUGACAGCCACCACCGGCACACUCACAGGUGAGCUCCAGCCGAUGGCGAGUAGCGCUUCUGUUGCAUCGCUGGUCAUCGCCGUGGAAACCCGUCUAUCAGAUGAGGAGGGGCCUAUUGAACAGCCCCAAAUCGGGGACAAGUCUUGAGAUAGCCUCAAUAAAACCAAAAGCUAGCAGACUAAGAAUCACAACUCGGAACAGAAGCUGGUUUCGGUUUGGAUCAGUUUCCGACCAGCACCAGAGUCUGCACCUGAGGGAUUCCAGAACUGAUGCAGGGCUGGAGUCGAGACUGUGAUGGUCCUAAAUACACCCAAAGAACUAUCCUGGUUUGGAUGGGUUUUUACUCUUCACAGUGGGUUCCAGUCUGAUAAGAGUACCUGUAGCCCUUGACCCUGAAAUCGCUAAUCCUGCCUUGUUGGAAUUCUGGACCUCCUGAAUCCUAAAAGACACAUCUGGUCAGGAAAAGACAGGAAAUGCUCUACUGGAAUGGUCUUACCUGGGCCUUCCUACACAGACCCUUACUUCCUGUCCUACUGUGGAAUCCUGCUCCCAUUAUUUUGUGGACUAUAAUUAGCCUGCCAGGCGAUGUUGUGCGGAACAUUUUGGGUUGACUCGGCAGUAUCUUAGCUCACAGUAUUCAAUACACUUUUUAGCUCCCGCUUUUCUUGCCUGUGUGCAAAAUUGCAGAUUGCAUUCAAUUUCAAAUGUACUCCGUCCUCGGCCGUCAUCAGCCCCCGCCCCACCAAAAAACACGAGUGACCACUUAGAUCAUGACAGGGUCUAAGAUUUACAGCAGUUGUGUACCGUGACCUCAUGCUGCCUUUUUUUUCAAAACAAACUACAUUUGUCCUGUCUGCUGACAAUCACUUUUUGAGUCGUUUCUUGCAUUUAUUGUCCCUUCUAGCAAACACUUUUUAGAUUUUUUUUUUCCCCCCUCCAGAUGUCAUGGCGAUGUCAUCGCGAAAGACAACAGAGGGGCGUUCUGUAAAUAUGAGAACGUGUUGGGGCACAGCCGCCGAGACGGAUAAAGAUUGUCAUCUAUUUUGAUACCAGAAGAGACGUUUAUUUUUGUAAUCCUCACAACCAGCAGCCAAGACUGACUGACCCCUGCCUCACCCCAAACGCCCCCCCCCCCACAUCCCCCACCCACUCCCUUGCAGCAGUGCUGGUACUCAGCACGGUUCCGUCAAGUUCUUGUACAUAUUGAACAGCAUGAAGCUGGCUGACCACGUUUGGGGGUCGGGGGGGGAAAUUUGGUCAUUUUUGGGAUGAAUAUGUGACGCGCUAAAUGUGUUGCCUGGCUGUCUUGUUUUCAUUCUCCUUUAGAACAUUUUAAAUGUCCAUGUCCUGGACUGAACUUGCAUCCAAAAUAAAAAAAACUACCAUUGGUUGUGUGACGUGUAGACAUGAUGCCUUUAAAUUUGACACUCUUGGUGGAAAUAUGUUCAUUUUCUUGGGUCAAAUGAACAAUAUUGAUUUUUUUAUUGAUUCAAACUAAGUUAUUUUGUCAUUGUCCCUUCAACAUUUAAAGUUUUUCCUAAAAUUGCUUGCAAGCUUUUAGUUCACCAUCUCAGUGGAGUACCCUAUACGUUUUAUUUUAGCACUGCAGUAGUAUUAUGAUAAUGAUGAUGCACUGUCAUGGCCUCUUUUGGGAAUGGUGUUUUAAUUAAACCUAUCUCUGUUGUGUUGUAAGCUUUUGUUUUCUCAUCCAGUCAGGCAGUGGCAGCUCCACAUCAGCUGUAAAGGUGGGGCAGUAAUAAAGGUUUGUGUUGUCUGAAGCAUGCAGUAUACUGUAUGUGACAAGAUUAUAUUAUACUAGACUCAGUCUUGUAUAACUAGAUCUUGUAUACAAACCUUGGAUAACUAGGUUUGUUGGAUGUUUGAGGAUCUUCACUCAGCUACUGCUUUCCUGAAACGUACUUAAAAUGGUGUGAAAAAGUGUUUGCCCCCUUCCCGUCACACUUAAAUGUUUCAGAUCAAACAAACUUAAAUAUUAGUAACAAGUGAACACAAAAUGUACUUUAAAUGUAUUAGUCUUUUUCAUUCAUUCAUUCAUUUUCUACCGCUUAUCCUCAUGAGGGUCGCGGGGGGUGAUGGAGCCUAUUUUAUUAAGGAAAAAAUAAAUCCAAACCUUCACGGAUCUGUGUGAAAAAGUGAUUGCCCCCAUUGUUAAACUGAGAUUAAUUGAGAUCUAUCAGUCUUCGAAACGUUAAGCCAUUUCUAAAGCGUUGGGACUCUAGCAAACUACAGUGAGAGCCAUUAUCCACAAAUGGUGAAAACAUGGACUUGUGGUGAACCUUCCCAGGAGUCACCGUCCGACUAAAAUGACCUCAAGAGUGCAGUCUUUUGUGAUACAAGAGGUCACAAAAGACUCCACGACAACAUCCAAAGAACUGCAGGCAUCACUUGCCUCAUCUAAGGUUGCUAAGGUCAGUGUUCAUGACUCCACCAUAAGAAAGACACUGGGGAAAAACAGCCUGCAAUGGCAGAGCUACAAGACAAAAAUGACUACUGAACCAAAAGAACAUCCAGGCUCGUCUCUUAUGCCAGAAAACAUCUUGAAAAUAUUCUGUGGUCUGAGGAGACACAAGUUGAACUUUUUGGAAGGUUUGUGUCCCAAAAGAGGAGACCAACAGUAAAAUAUGGUGCCUGUAGUGUGAUGGUCUGGGGCUUUUUUUUGCUGCUUUAUGACUCACAAGACUUGCUGUGAUAAAUGGAACCAUGAAUUUUGAUGUAUACCAAAAAAUCCAAAAAAAUGUCAAAAACACACCAGCAGUCCACCUCUGAAUGGCUGAAGAAAAACAAAAUGCAGACUUUGGAGAUGAUGUGUAAUGACUCAUUGCAAGUUAUCACAGACACUUGAUUGCAGUUGCUGCUGCUAAGGCUGUACCAACCAGUUAUUAGAUUUAAAGGGCAAUCACUUUGUCAGCAAUCACA
Molecule: messenger RNA, 4530 nt
Organism: Doryrhamphus excisus (bluestripe pipefish)
Lineage: Eukaryota; Metazoa; Chordata; Actinopteri; Syngnathiformes; Syngnathidae
Gene: rnf150b
Product: ring finger protein 150b
Source: RefSeq, a predicted model, not a curated record